AAUUUUAAUAUUUUAUUUUUUAGUUUUCGGCGGACACAACAUCUUUGUUUUUUUUGUAUGUGGUGCUGAGGAUCGAACCCGGGGCGCACGCAUUCCAGGCGAGCGCGCUACCGCUUGAGCCACAUCCCCAGCCCGCAACUGCUUUUUCUAACUUGCUCAAGAAAGGAUCAGGAUUUGUGUUUGUUUGUUUUUUCCCCAAAACGUGACAAUGUUUGAACCUAACUAAACCAAGCCAACUUUUCUAUUGUAGCAAUUAUAUAAUUGAUAUAUAUAGUCAAUUUUCUAUUGAUUGAUAUUGUUAAUUAUUCAAGGGCUAAAAGAUAAAUAGCCUAUUAUCUGGACAAGUCUGCCUAUGCCCAUUUAUUUCCCAGAAAUUAAGACAGAGAGGUCAAGUGAUCUCUUCAAAGCAGUAGAGCCAUUCCCGGUGUCCCUGUGUCAAGUGUGGUAGUUUUGGGCUGUCAGCACACACAGACUGGGGGAGGCGGGGUCUGCUGCUGUCUGCCUGUGUGUCCUCAGACAAAUUGCUUCACUUCUCUAAGCAUUGGGUGCCUGGUCUGUAAAUGGGAUAGGAUACUUCAUGGACAAUUUUAAACAGAAAAAAACAGAGGUGGUACUAUAGUGUUUUGCUCAGUGCCAAAUUGUUGUUGUUGUUGUUGUUGUUGUUAGUGGUAGUAGUCGUUGUAGUAAUAGCAGUAGUAGUAGUUGCUGAUUACUACAGUGUGACUAGACCUGUUUUUUGUAAGAUGAUGUCAAGAAGAGUCAGAUUGCCUGACAGGACAAGGAGUCAUUUUCUCAGUAGGACCUCCAGGAGGCUGUUUCUCCGGCCUAGAGGUUUCAGCUGUCAACGUUCUCCCAGUCUUACACUAAAUUCUGCCCUUACCACACUCUAAAUGAGCCUUAAAAGGCCCAGGCUCUGUGCUGUCAUAGUUGGCGAUCCUAAGCAGUGGGCACCAUCAGGGCUUCCCAGGACUUCCAGCCUCUGGCAGAGCUGGGCCUGUCUAGGGACUUCCUGCUGUCCUGCAUGUAGCUAAAUAGGUUCCAGCACUAACUCUGAGGUGGAAAAAAAAAAAAAAGAAUGCUGUGUGGAUAUAAGUCAACAAGGACUUGAUCUUUUGGAGGUGGGAGGCAACAUUUGGUUCUGUAGGGUAAUAUUCCCACCACCACUUGACACCCCAGACCACCCCCUCUUUCUCCCUUAGAAAAAUAUCUUAUCAGCUUAUCUCCACUACUAGGUCUGGGAGCCCUGGAUCUGUAGAGUCAGGACUUAUAGAUUUCCCUUAAAUUCUCACAAGAAAAAAAAUAUAUAUAUUAGACUUUAAAUUUUUUCUUCUCCCUGAAUAUAAAACAAAAAUAUAAACUCCCACCAGAUGGAUGUUCCCUUUAAAUAACAUUUUGUUUUCUCUUGGGGAAGCUGACUUGAUGGCCGAAGAGUCAUUUCUAAAGUGAACCUAGUUUUUAGAAAAAAUAGAUCACCGGAUGUCAGGCUUCAUGUGGAGCUCGGUUCAGAUGAAAAUGAAAGCAGCAGGCUCGCAGCAGCCCUCCCUUGACUUCAGGCUGGAGGCGAGAGGCAGUGUUUGGACCCUGCUCAGUCACUGGCUGGCCCCACACUGCAUUUGAUAGGUGCCUUAGUCAUUUUCCAAGCAGCUUUGCUUAGGUGAGCAGAGCACUUUCUCUGGAAGGUGAGUCACCCGUGCAGGGGUGUAGGUGACGGGUGAUUUGUUCCCCAGCACAGUUGCAGAGGAAGUCCUGAGCAGACCUUGUUGAGAAGCUCUCUGCCAAAGAUCACUCUCAUUCCAGCCCAAGGGCUAGGAGGCAGGGAGCAGGAAGCCAGCGGGAGGCUCUGGGCUUGCUGACUGACAGAUGGCUCCCCUGGUGGGGGGUCAUGUGAACAAGGCACAAAGCCCAGGUCAGCAGUGUCCCUGUGCUCCUGAGUUGAGCCACCUUGAGGGUGGAAAAUGGCCCACUUCCAGGGACAGUCAGCAAAGCAGCAGGAGGGGAGCUUUGGCCCCAGGGAGCUGGGAAAUCCCUUGGCAGAAAGCAAAGAGAUACAAACUGUACUUUGAUAUGAAGGACCUUUUGGGGAACCCUCUCCCCACUGCCUUCCUUCUAACUACCUGAGUUGGAGGCUUGCAAGAGCUCUGGUGAUUGGAGAGGCUAGAUUUCACCCUGACCUUGGGAAACUUUUGGAAUUCUAAGCCUGCCUCCACCUGGUUGUCUGCGUUUCCAGGUCCAGUGUUUAGACUCAGAAAGAAGGGGCAGGUGGAACACCUGAGCCAUCCUUCCCUCCGAGUUUCUGGUGGCUGCAGCUUCUGCUGACUCUUUUCCCACUAAAGUCACCAUCAGGUGUCCAUCAAGGGUGAGAGUGAGCCUGGGAGAUGGCAGUGAUGGAAGUGGCCUGCCCAGGCGCCCCUGGCUCAGCCAUCGGGCAGCAGAAGGAGCUGGCCAAGGCCAAGGAGAAGACGCAGUCACUGGGAAAGAAGCAGAGCUGCGUCUACAAGCUGGAGGCUGUGGAGAAGAGCCCAGUGUUCUGCGGGAAGUGGGACAUCCUGAACGACGUGAUUACCAAAGGCACAGCUAAGGAAGGCUCUGAGGGCGGCCCAGCCGCCAUCUCCAUCAUCGCUCAGGCUGAAUGUGAAAAUAGCCAAGAGUUCAGCCCCACCUUCUCAGAACGAAUCUUCAUCGCGGGGUCAAAGCAGUACAGCCAUCCUGAGAGUCUUGAUCAAAUCCCCAACAAUGUGGCCCAUGCAACCGAGGGCAAAAUGGCCCGUGUGUGUUGGAAGGGAAAGCGUCACAGCAAAGCCCGGAAGAAACGGAAGAAGAAGAGCUCCAAGGCAGGAGUGUCCUUGGCCAAACCCUUGCCCAGAACCCCUGAGCAGGAGAGCUGCACAGUUCCAGUGCAGGAGGACGAGUCUCCACUAGGUGCCCUGUAUGUCAGAAAUGCCCCCCAGUUCACCAAGCCUUUGAAGGAACCAGGCCUUGACCACCUCAGCUUUAAGAAACUCGGAGAGGAUCUACGGCCAGUACUGCCUCGACCGGAACUCCACAAACUCAUCAGCCCCUUGCAAUGUCUAAACCACGUGUGGAAACUCCACCACCCACAGGACAUGGUCCCUCUGCCCCAUUCCACUCACCCCUUUCCCUACAGCAGAUUGCCCCAUCCCUUCCCGUUCCACCCUCUCCAGCCCUGGAAACCCCACCCACUGGAAUCCUUCUUCCUGGGCAAACUAGCCAGUGUAGAUGACCAGAAGCCCCUUCCCGGCCCACACCUAAGCAAACUGACCUGCAUAGACGGUCAGAAACCUCUGCCUGGCCCACACCUGGAGCCCAGCUUCCCGGUUCAGAGCUCCCGUGAGAAGUUCGUGGAAGAGUACCUGGUGCAUGCUCUCCAAGGCAGCGUGAGCUCAGGCCAGGCCCACAGCUUGGCCAGCCUGGCCAAAACAUGGUCAGCCGGGGGCUCCAGGGCCCAGAGGCCCAGCCCUGAAACCGAGGACAAUGAAGGCGUACUGCUUACUGAGAAGCUCAAGCCAGUGGAUUAUGAGUACCGAGAAGAAGCCCACUGGGCCACGCGCCAGCCCCGCCUAGGCAGAGGCUCCUUCGGAGAGGUCCACAGGAUGAAGGACAAGCAGACAGGCUUCCAGUGUGCUGUCAAAAAGGUGCGGGUCGAGGUGUUUCGGGCAGAGGAACUGAUGGCAUGUGCAGGAUUGACCUCACCCAGAAUCGUCCCUUUGUAUGGUGCUGUAAGGGAAGGUCCUUGGGUCAAUAUCUUCAUGGAGCUGUUGGAAGGUGGCUCACUGGGCCAGCUCAUAAAGCAGAAGGGCUGUCUGCCAGAGGACCGGGCCCUUUACUACCUGGGCCAGGCCCUGGAGGGGCUGGAAUACCUCCAUUCACGGCGGAUUCUGCAUGGAGAUAUCAAAGCUGACAACGUGCUUCUGUCCACUGAUGGGAGCCAUGCGGCCCUCUGUGACUUUGGCCAUGCCGUGUGCCUGCAACCUGAUGGCCUGGGGAAGUCCUUGCUCACAGGGGACUACAUCCCUGGCACAGAGACCCACAUGGCCCCAGAGGUGGUGAUGGGCAAGCCCUGUGAUGCCAAGGUGGACAUCUGGAGCAGCUGCUGCAUGAUGCUGCACAUGCUCAACGGCUGCCACCCCUGGACUCAGUACUUCCGAGGGCCGCUCUGCCUCAAGAUUGCCAACGAGCCUCCACCUGUGAGAGAGAUCCCUCCCUCCUGCUCCCCUCUCACGGCCCAGGCCAUCCAAGAAGGGCUGAGGAAGGAACCUGUCCACCGAGCGUCAGCGACAGAGCUGCGGGGCAAGGUUGGCCGGGCACUGCAGCAAGUGGGAGGUCUGAAGAGCCCUUGGAGGGGAGAAUAUAAAGAACCAAGACAUCCACCGCCACACCAAGCCAGCUGCCACCAGGCCCCACAUGCCCAGCCAAGGGAGCGGUCACCAGCUGUGGACACCACUGGAGGGGCCCCUAAGCUUCAGCCUCCUCUACCACCGGAGCCCCCAGAGCGGAACAAGUCUCCAGCCCUGAGCAAGGAGGAAUCUGGCAUGUGGGAACCCUUGCCUUUGUCCUCCCUGGACCCAGCCCCUGCCAGAAGCCCCAGCUCACCAGAGCGGAGAGCAACCUUCCCCGAGCUGGAGCUGCAGCAGCUGGAAAUAGAAUUAUUUCUGAACAGCCUGUCCCAACCUUUUUCUCUGGAGGAGCAGGAACAAAUUCUUUCAUGCCUCAGCAUCGACAGCCGCUCUCUGUCAGAUGACAGUGAGAAGAACCCAUCAAAGGCCUCUCAGAGCUCUCGGGACACCCUGAGUUCCGGUGUACACUCAUGGGGCAGCCAGGCGGAGGCUGGAAGCUCCAGCUGCAACAUGGUGCUGGCCCGAGGGCGGCCCACCGACACCCCGAGCUACUUCAAUGGUGUGAAAGUCCAAAUACAGUCUCUCAAUGGUGAACAGCUGCACAUACGGGAGUUCCACCGGGUCAAGGUGGGAGACAUCGCAACGGGCAUCAGCAGCCAGAUCCCAGCUGCAGCCUUCAGCUUGGUGACCAAAGACGGGCAGCCUGUUCGCUAUGACAUGGAGGUGCCUGACUCGGGCAUCGAUCUGCAGUGCACCCUGGCCCCUGAUGGCAGCUUUGCCUGGAGCUGGAGGGUCAAGCAUGGCCGGCUGGAGAAUCGGCCCUAGCCCUGCCUUCCACAGCUAGCUCCAGUCCACCUGGAGCAACCUUUCUUCUGGGUGCUUGAUGCCACCCUGAGAUACAGAUCCAGCCUGUUCCUAGGGAUCUGCUGUCCCCUGACUCAGUAGUGGGUCCAGGGGCUGGCAGCAGCAAAGUGGGGGCAAAUGAUAUACCACCCCCCCUGGACUUCCCACCUGAGUCCUGCCAUCUCUGCCAAGAAAAUGUUCCAGCCACGUCAGGAGACAGAGGAAGGAAGGCAGGAGGACUCUUCCCAUGGGAACCAAGAGGGUCUUCUCUGCAUUGCUUCACAUGAGUUGGCCUGACCCAUUUGGAUCAGUGACCACUUGCUGGCAAUCGGAGGAAAGCAACUUCCGGCCUGGGGCAGGAGAAGCAAGAGAGCCCCAGGCAAGUGUGAGAGUGAGGGCCCAUGCCCAGGUCAUCUAGGACCAGAGCAGCAGGUGUUCCUGCCCUUGCAUUAGUGGGGGCUUCUGACCCCUUGCCUGGCCUUCCUGGCUGCAGACCCCCUUUGGGAUAGAGGAGGAAGAAAUGCCCAGCACUGGGAAGGAAGCCUCCUUGGUAGAACACACCACCUUUGUAGGUUGUCACAGCUCAGUUCCUAAGUCAAACUCUGGUUCAGCCAAGAACCAAAGAAGGUGUUGCAGUGAAGUGGUUCUCAGCCCUUAGGCACAAGCACGUGUCCCUUUGCUGCUCCCCAGAAGAGCAGGCCCCGUGCGCUGCCACAGACUGGCUGACACUUAGUUCCCUUGUCUAGACAAGUGAAGAUCGACAUGAGACCCACCUGACAGGAACAGUCUGCAGAUGGGGCACCGUAUAGGGGCUGUUCCCCUGCCACACUGCCAACAUCCAGUACACUUGCCCUGCCCAGCCCCUGGUCCCAGGGCACUGCCAGAUACACUUUGCACUCCAAUGACCUCAAAGCACUUUCCUGGCUGCCUUCCAGGAGGGCAGUGGCUCUACAUGGACACAAGCAGGCCAGGGUAUGGGUGAAGGGACUCAGUCUUGACUGUCCAUGUACAUUUGAUCCCUCAAACCUCUCCUCAGUUUAAGGUGAGCACUCCCUACCCACGGCCCCUGCUCGGCCUUUUAUUUGCGGGGAGCUGCUCGAGACUCAUGUAGCAUUAAAUCAACUGUGAAUUGUUGCAGGGAGGGGCACAAGAUCCCUCCUCAGAAGCAGCUCGUCCCCCACCCAGCCGAUGUGGCCUUUGUCCCGCUGUUAGCAUGGAGCCAGACUGCUCCAGGGAGAGCUGGCCCCAUAGUUCUAACCCAACACUGCAGCCCCUCCAAGCUGCAGUGUUG
Molecule: messenger RNA, 6489 nt
Organism: Marmota monax (woodchuck)
Lineage: Eukaryota; Metazoa; Chordata; Mammalia; Rodentia; Sciuridae
Gene: Map3k14
Product: mitogen-activated protein kinase kinase kinase 14
Exons: 16
Coding region: 2376-5180 (934 amino acids)
Biological process (GO): protein phosphorylation; positive regulation of canonical NF-kappaB signal transduction
Molecular function (GO): ATP binding; protein serine/threonine kinase activity
Source: RefSeq, a predicted model, not a curated record